AUGCCGUCACCGCCGCCGCCGCCGCCGAGGAAUUCUCUCAACGAGUCGUUCAUGGGCAACGGCAAUCACGCGCCCCAGCAGGUGGGCACGAAGCAGAGGCACGGCGGCGGCGGCGGCUUCCCGAGGCUGUCUGCCUCCAGCAAGGCGCUGGUCCUGCUGCCGCUCCUGCUCCUGGCCUUCAUCUUCCUCUUCAUGUACCCCAAGGAGUUCGAACUGCAGGCAAUGCUGAGCGCCUGCGGCCCGCCGGCUGCGGAGCCGGCGGCGGCGGGCGUGGCGGUGGUCCGGAAGCCCGACUUCCGGCUGCUCAUCGGCGUGCUGACCCGCGCGGACCUGUACGAGCGGCGGCACAUGCUGCGCAUGGUGUACGGGCUGCAGCUCGCGUCGCCGGAGGAGCCCCUCGCGGCGCACGUGGACGUCCGCUACGUGUUCUGCCGGCUGUACAAGGACGACCAGCGCGUGCUGGUGCCGCUCGAGAUCCUCGUCCACGACGACGUCAUCGUGCUCGACGGCUGCGAGGAGAACCUCAACGGCGGCAAGACGUACACGUUCCUGUCCACGGUGGCGCGUCUCUACGCCGACGAGCCCUACGACUACGUGAUGAAGGCCGACGACGAUAUCUUCCUCCGACUGCCGCAGCUGGUGGCGUCGCUGGGCGAGAUGCCCCGGGACGACAUGUACUACGGCGCCACCAUCCCGUGCGACAGCAUGGACCCGUUCCGAGAGUACAUGGCCGGCAUGGCCUACGCGCUGUCGUGGGACCUCGUGCAGUGGAUCGCCACCUCCGACGUGGCGCGCAACCACAGCGUGGGCACGGAGGACAUGCUCACGGGGCUCUGGCUCAGGAUCGGGGACAAGGGGAAGAACCGCUUCAACGCCAAGCCGGCCAUCCACGACUACCUCAACCCGGUGCCUGUGGACCAGUGCGAGCACGAGUUCAUGCCCAGCACCAUCGGCGUGCACAGGCUCAAGAGCAACCCGAGGUGGGCGGAGGCGCUCAAGUACUUCAACUUCACGGCAGGGCUCAAGCCGUCCAAGUUCUACAAGAUCGACUAA
Messenger RNA from Miscanthus lutarioriparius, 1053 nucleotides. The record is from the annotation of a GenBank genome assembly. Lineage: Eukaryota; Viridiplantae; Streptophyta; Magnoliopsida; Poales; Poaceae.